AGGAUCUUCGAACUGGUGUUGCUCGAGCAGGAGAGUAUCAAUGUAACAGCCUCAGGCUACGAACGACCAGGUCUUCUGACGACGUGCAAGAAAAUCGCCCACGAGACGACCGGCAUGCUCUACAGCGGUCGUACCUUCCACUUUGACAUCCAAGAGUUCGACACCAAGCCCCUACACGCCUUCAUCCGC
Sphaerulina musiva SO2202 is the source of this 189-nucleotide messenger RNA. RefSeq lists its product as uncharacterized. NCBI's taxonomy places the organism in Eukaryota, Fungi, Ascomycota, Dothideomycetes, Mycosphaerellales, Mycosphaerellaceae. The transcript has a single exon. The annotation marks the transcript as partial. The record is from RefSeq and is a predicted model, not a curated record.